AUGGUGAACAGCGUAGGGCUGCGCGAGGAGGCCAGCGAGGUCGAUGUUGCCUCGGACGGCCCCCACUUUUCGCUCGCACUGUGCACCGAGCACGUCAUGUCGAAGGCCGAGUCGGACCUGAAGGUGAUGUGCGAUGACGCUGUUGGGGCUGUGGUGGAGUCCGACCAGCAGACUUCCUCCGUGGCGGAGACGCUCGUGCCCGCCGAGCGGGAGCCCACGGAGUCCGACGUCGAGCCAGACAUGGUACCACCGUCUGAGCCCGCCUUCAGCAAUGUGGUUUUGGCAGGGUCGGGUCCACGGGUCGUGUGCGGCAGCGCCAGGCAUGCCGAUUGGAUGGCGGAGAUUCUUCUGCCCGCCGCGUGGGAGGCCAAGAAGUCCGACGUCGAUUCGGGCAUGGCGCAGCGGUUCGCUCCCGCCAACACGGAGGCUGUUAAGAAGGUGAGGUGCAAGGCCAAGGCUGUAGCGUCACGUGCUGCUGAUGGCGGGGACUUGCUGCCGGCACCUGAAUGUGUUGAGGAC
Prorocentrum cordatum is the source of this 519-nucleotide messenger RNA. The record is from the annotation of a GenBank genome assembly. NCBI's taxonomy places the organism in Eukaryota, Dinophyceae, Prorocentrales, Prorocentraceae.